UUAAAGCUGUUGGGCCCUGAAAUUUUAUUCAACAAUCUGAAAUCAACCCACAGCUUUUCUCAGUCCCCCUUCCCUUUUGGGGCUAGUGCACAGGCAUGAACACCUAUUAAAGAAAACUUCGAAACAGCUACAACGGGAAUAAGAGAGUUUUGUUUCACAAUAAGCAGGCUACUAGUUUAUUAACUUCCAGUCACCUUGAUUUCUGCUGAGAUGAAGACUAUGCGGUCCACACUACUAUUGUUACUAUUCAUGCCUCUGACACAGCCAGCACCAUCAACGCAACAGGACUCACACGUUAUCUAUGAGUAUGGAGGAGAUAAUUUUGAAGAAACCAUACUUAGCCAAGACUAUGAGGAUAAAUACCAAGAUGGAAAAAAUAAUAAGGAAAAAGUGCCUAUAAUACCUGACGAGAACAGAUUUCAGUUACAAAGAGAUGAGACUGUAACAUCACUACCCCCCAAGAAAGAAAAUGAUGAAAUGCCCACGUGCCUACUAUGUGUAUGUUUAAGUGGUUCUGUAUACUGUGAAGAAGUUGAUAUUGACACUGUACCACCCUUGCCCAAGGAAUCAGCCUAUCUUUAUGCACGAUUCAACAAAAUUAAAAAGCUGACUGCCAAGGAUUUUGCAGACAUGCCUAACUUAAGAAGACUUGAUUUUACUGGAAAUUUGAUAGAAGAGAUAGAAGAUGGUACUUUUUCAAAACUUUCUCUGUUGGAAGAACUUUCACUUGCUGAAAAUCAACUACUGAAACUUCCAGUUCUUCCUCCAAAGCUCAUUCUACUUAAUGCAAAACAUAACAAAAUCAAGAGUAGAGGAAUCAAAGCAAAUGCCUUCAAAAAAUUGAAUAAGCUCUCUUUCCUCUACUUGGACCACAAUGCCCUCGAAUCUGUGCCUCCUAAUUUACCAGAAAGUCUGCGUAUAAUUCAUCUGCAGUUCAACAACAUAACUUCAGUGACAGAUGACACAUUCUGCAAGUCUAAUGACACCCGUUAUAUUCGAGACCGUAUAGAAGAGAUUCGUCUGGAGGGCAAUCCAAUCAUCCUGGGAAAGCAUCCAAACAGUUUCAUUUGCUUAAAAAGGUUACCAAUAGGGUCAUACUUCUAACCACUAUCAAUACAGCAUAUACGCAAAGGUACACACACUUAUAAUCUGUCUCAACAAUGUGUAAAGGAACAUCAAUACUGCUUUAAUAUUAAUCUUGUAUCCCAUUAUGAAGGAAUUUUAUGUUUUAAGCAAAGAUGCAUAAAAAUCUUACAUCCAAGCAAAAAGACUGAAUUUCUAAGUCCAAAACAAAGUAAUGUGAAAAAGUUUAAAAAGCAGUAAAAAAAAAAAUCCUUGUAAUUUAGAGUACCAUUUAAAAGGCAUGUCUUAAUACAAAUACAACAUUUGAGAUGCAUUAUUCUCAUUACUAAUGAAGUAAGUAAAGUCUAAGAAACUUUCAAUUGUUUGUCUUUCCUGGCCUUUACUGUAUCUCAAAAGCAUUUAGGGCAGCUGUUCCAAAAACUCUGAAAAGCUAAAUAUUUCCAGUGAUCGCCCAUGUUUCCUUUAUGAUUCAUCACGAUACACUAUAAAGUAAGAACUUUGUUUUCUUCCUGUGAAGGCAGCUAUCUUACUGUAUUUUCACUUAGCUUUAGAAAUAGUGUACGGUCCCAUAUCUAGGAAAUAUUUUUCAAAUAAAGUAGAAUUUUACUCUCUGAUAAAGUGCUUAUAUAUAAAUGUUCAAUUUUCUGUUGUGUGGUCACACAGUUAAUCUUUAGUAAAAUAAAAUUUCCUUUAAUCUAGAUAUUAUUAUUCUAUCAUAAAACAUUUAAAAAGGCAAGUAGGUCCAAACCAGUAAAAACCAGAAGUCUAGCUAUUUCUCAGAGAACAGUAAUAAGGCCCCUCUACUGUAAAGAUUUUCAAAUAUGAAAUAACUGCAAAAUAUUUUCUUUUCACAUGACAGGAAUAAGCAUUUCAUCAAUGGAUUCGUUCCAACAUAAGAAAUGAAAACAAAGUGUCUUCUGCAGUAUUACUGCACACCACCUUCCCGUCCCGGUUUCCCAUGGACACUCAUGCUCACAGAAACAAAAUGGUAUUCACAACAAAGCUUUGAGUGACAUUUCUCAGCACCCACGAUGAACACACACUGAAGGUUGAGAAUCUAACCUUCAGUCUCGUACUGACAAUUUUUGAUGACACAAUGCUGCCAAAUUAAAGUUCAUAUACUAAACUUCUUCCCCAUUCCCCACCCAAGUGUCUUAGUUUACACAUUGUUUUGGAAUUAAACUCAAAAUUAUCAGCUUUAGAAACAUGUUUAUGACAUGUGUACAUCAAAAUACUAAUGUCAUUUCCAUCAUAAAUUAUUCAUGGCAAUCAAGUUGGUCUCUAUUAUACACUAAUCUCAAAACCCAUAUCCAAUUCUAUUUUUAAGCACUUCCUUGUAGUCUACCUUAUCUAAAAUGACCAACCAAUUUGUCAAGGUUGACUCUAAGAUUAACCUUUUCCAUUUAAGCAUCUGUGUGUGACCUCUUAAGGCCACAAUUAUUAUCCUAAUGUUGCUUAUUAACUUGUUCAUUUAUUUUGGCAAUCGAUGAUCAUAACCACUAUACCGCUUUCAUAUUUUAUGUGCAGGUCUCAUUUCUUUGUGACUGAAAGCUGAGAGCACUGAACACAGCCUUGUUUUUAUACUUUUAUGGUGCCUAGCACAACAGUGAGCGCAUUUUAAUUAAAUACACAAUAAAUGUAAAAUCUACCCAAA
Chinchilla lanigera (long-tailed chinchilla) is the source of this 2737-nucleotide messenger RNA. RefSeq names its product osteoglycin (gene Ogn). The coding region runs from base 211 to 1104 and encodes 297 amino acids. Gene Ontology annotation, molecular function: protein binding. The transcript is spliced from 7 exons. NCBI's taxonomy places the organism in Eukaryota, Metazoa, Chordata, Mammalia, Rodentia, Chinchillidae. The record is from RefSeq and is a predicted model, not a curated record.